This is a messenger RNA of Cinclus cinclus, 3180 nucleotides long. It is a transcript of the gene CASR, whose product is annotated as calcium sensing receptor. Bases 1 to 3180 code for a protein of 1059 amino acids. The transcript has 6 exons. Gene Ontology annotation, biological process: intracellular calcium ion homeostasis; detection of calcium ion; regulation of calcium ion transport. Gene Ontology annotation, molecular function: G protein-coupled receptor activity; calcium ion binding. NCBI's taxonomy places the organism in Eukaryota, Metazoa, Chordata, Aves, Passeriformes, Cinclidae. The record is from RefSeq and is a predicted model, not a curated record. Gene Ontology annotation, cellular component: membrane.
AUGACUUCAUAUAGCUGCUGCUUGAUUCUUUUGCUGUUUACCUGGAACACUGCUGCCUAUGGGCCAAACCAAAGGGCACAGAAGAAGGGAGACAUUAUUCUAGGAGGAUUGUUCCCCAUUCAUUUUGGAGUGGCUGCUAAAGACCAGGAUCUAAAAUCAAGGCCAGAAUCAGUGGAGUGUAUAAGGUAUAAUUUCCGAGGCUUCCGCUGGCUCCAGGCUAUGAUCUUUGCCAUAGAAGAAAUAAACAGUAGCCCAACUCUCCUUCCCAACAUGACCCUGGGAUACAGGAUAUUUGACACUUGCAAUACAGUCUCGAAAGCCCUGGAGGCCACACUGAGUUUUGUGGCCCAGAACAAGAUAGACUCCCUGAACCUGGAUGAAUUCUGUAACUGCUCUGAACAUAUCCCUUCCACCAUUGCAGUCGUGGGAGCAACUGGAUCUGGCAUCUCCACUGCUGUGGCCAAUCUGCUGGGACUCUUUUACAUACCUCAGGUCAGCUAUGCCUCAUCCAGUCGUCUCCUGAGCAAUAAGAACCAGUUCAAGUCCUUCCUGCGCACAAUCCCCAACGAUGAGCAUCAGGCCACAGCUAUGGCAGAUAUCAUAGAAUACUUUCGCUGGAACUGGGUGGGAACAAUCGCAGCUGAUGAUGACUAUGGCCGGCCAGGGAUUGAAAAAUUUCGGGAAGAGGCAGAGGAGAGAGAUAUCUGCAUUGAUUUUAGUGAGCUCAUCUCCCAGUACUCAGAUGAAGAGGAGAUCCAGCAGGUGGUAGAGGUCAUCCAGAACUCCACAGCAAGAGUGAUCGUUGUUUUUUCCAGUGGCCCAGAUCUGGAGCCUCUCAUCAAAGAGAUUGUCAGGAGAAACAUCACUGGCAAGAUCUGGCUGGCAAGCGAGGCCUGGGCCAGCUCUUCCCUAAUAGCCAUGCCAGAAUUCUUCCGUGUCAUCGGCAGCACCAUCGGAUUUGCACUGAAGGCAGGACAGAUCCCAGGCUUUCGUGAGUUCCUGCAGAAGGUGCAUCCCAAGAAGUCCACCAACAACGGCUUUGCCAAGGAGUUUUGGGAGGAGACAUUUAACUGCUAUCUCCCUGAUGGGUCGAAAAAUUCUCCUGCUUCAACUUCCUUCCACAAAGGCCAUGAAGAGGGGCUGGGAGCUGGAAAUGGAACAUCUGCCUUUCGACCUCAAUGCACAGGGGAUGAGAACAUCACUAGCGUGGAGACACCGUACCUGGACUACACACACUUGCGGAUAUCCUAUAACGUGUACUUGGCGGUGUAUUCCAUCGCCCAUGCCUUGCAGGAUAUUUAUACCUGUACCCCUGGGAAGGGACUCUUCACCAACGGGUCCUGUGCAGACAUAAAGAAGGUGGAGGCAUGGCAGGUUCUCAAGCAUCUGCGACACUUAAAUUUCACCAAUAACAUGGGGGAGCAAGUGGAUUUUGAUGAGUUUGGGGACCUGGUAGGAAAUUACUCAAUAAUCAAUUGGCAUCUCUCUCCGGAGGAUGGCUCAGUCGUCUUUGAAGAGGUUGGGCACUACAACGUUUAUGCCAAGAAGGGGGAGAGGCUUUUUAUCAAUGAAAACAAGAUCCUAUGGGGUGGAUUUUCUAAGGAGGUGCCUUUCUCCAACUGCAGCAGGGACUGCCUGCCGGGCACAAGGAAGGGUAUCAUUGAGGGGGAGCCCACCUGCUGCUUCGAGUGUGUGGACUGCCCCGACGGGGAGUACAGUGAUGAGACAGAUGCAAGUGCCUGUGACAAGUGCCCUGAGGAUUACUGGUCCAAUGAGAACCACACAUCCUGCAUCCCUAAGCAGAUAGAGUUUCUGGCCUGGACUGAGCCCUUUGGGAUUGCUCUGACUCUCUUUGCUGUGCUUGGAAUUUUCCUGACUUCUUUUGUUCUGGGAGUCUUCACCAAAUUUCGCAACACACCCAUUGUCAAGGCCACAAACCGGGAGCUAUCCUACCUCCUCCUCUUUUCCUUGCUAUGCUGCUUCUCCAGCUCAUUGUUCUUCAUUGGUGAGCCCCAGAAUUGGACUUGCCGUCUGCGGCAGCCAGCUUUUGGAAUCAGCUUUGUCCUCUGCAUCUCCUGCAUCCUGGUGAAAACCAACCGUGUCCUUCUUGUCUUCGAGGCAAAGAUCCCCACGAGUCUCCACCGAAAGUGGUGGGGCCUCAACCUUCAGUUCCUCCUGGUCUUCUUGUGCACAUUUGUGCAGAUUGUCAUCUGUGUGAUUUGGCUUUAUACGGCCCCACCAUCCAGUUACCGAAACCAUGAACUGGAAGAUGAGAUCAUCUUCAUCACCUGCCAUGAAGGCUCCCUGAUGGCACUUGGCUUCCUCAUUGGCUACACCUGCCUACUGGCAGCCAUCUGUUUCUUCUUCGCCUUCAAGUCUCGAAAGCUGCCUGAGAAUUUUAACGAGGCCAAGUUCAUCACCUUCAGCAUGCUGAUAUUCUUCAUCGUGUGGAUCUCCUUCAUCCCUGCUUACGCCAGCACAUAUGGCAAGUUCGUGUCUGCUGUGGAGGUGAUUGCAAUACUGGCUGCCAGCUUCGGGCUUCUGGCCUGCAUCUUCUUCAACAAAGUCUACAUCAUCCUCUUCAAGCCCUCCCGCAACACAAUCGAGGAGGUGCGCUGCAGCACAGCUGCCCACGCUUUCAAAGUGGCUGCCAGGGCCACACUGAGACGCAGCAACGUGUCCCGCAAGCGCUCCAACAGCCUAGGGGGCUCCACUGGUUCCACCCCUUCCUCCUCCAUUAGCAGCAAGAGCAACCACGAGGACCCUUUUCCUCUACCAGCCUGCGCCGAGCGGCAGCGCCAGCAGCAGCGCGGGUGCAAGCAAAAAGUCAGCUUUGGGAGUGGAACGGUGACCCUGUCACUGAGCUUCGAGGAGCCACAGAAGAACGCCAUGGCCAACAGGAACGCCAAGCGCCGGAACUCGCUGGAGGCCCAGAACAGUGACGACAGCCUGAUGCGGCACCGGGCCCUGCUUCCCCUGCAGAUCAAUGAGCCUCUCGGGGCUGAGCCCAGCUUCCAGGCAGCUUCCAGCCCGGAGACCAGCUCGCAGGAGUCGGUGGUGGGAGACAACAAAGAAGAGGUAGCAAGCCCUGAGGCGGAGCCUUCCCUGCCAUCGGUUAACUCCCGAAAUUUUAUAGGCACUGGAGGUGGCUCUGUCACAGAGAAUACGGUACAUUCCUAA